AUGUCUCUCCUCGCGCUCCCCAACGAGCUAAUCGCUCAAAUUUUACAACAUAUCCAAAUCGACUCAAAGCGCAAGUUCGUUAAAUUACGAUUCGUUUGCCGCGAAUUCGACGAUCACGUAUCACGCGUCACCCUGCAGAAUUCCAGCUUGAACGAGCUCGAUAUAGGUCCUAGGUUACACUAUCGGACAAGCAUUGAGUGGAUGCUGGCCACAAAGGCGAGAAUCCAACAUGAAACAUGCGAGCAAGGUAUCUUUGCAUUCGUGCACGACGCUGCUAAGCAUGUGGUCGGCAGGGGCCUGAUCCCAGAGAUUACGCUGGAUGCUGCCGUUGUCGCGGCUUGCCGACUCAUCGUGGCUGUGAAUGAGGCGUCGUGGGUGGUUGAACACCUUGUCACCUGGAAGUCUGGACAUCCUCUACCACAAUCCUUAUCUAGUUUGGAAGUCUACACUCGCGGUCAGAAGGUGCAGAACCCUGACACAUUCUACGGGAUGCUGCAUCUUCUGGUGGCCUGCGGGGAUGGAGUAGCCGUCGAAUCGGUUAUGAAGGAAUUGGCCAACAUCAAGGCGGUAGACUCGGUUGCUACCCAUCCCGUCUUUGGUGACCUCAUGGGUUGCGCCAUCGCAUUGGACCAAGUGGCUGUAAUCCGCACCUUUCUGCAGUACGGACUCGAUCCUCGCAUCGUUACUGUCGAGGGCGAAAAGAUAGGAACCCUGGUGUAUGCUGCUGAGAUGAACCGAGAGGCAGCAGUCAGGGCCAUCUUGGACCUUUCGACUAGCAUAAACAUUAACGCGCGAGGAAGAUCCAGCGACACCGCACCUGAAAGAUCCAGCGACACCACGCUUGGCUGGGCUGCUCGCGAAGGAUGGACGGACAUUGUCCGAUCACUCCUCCAAAGGGACGAUAUCGAUCCGAACAUCGCUAAUGAUCUGUUUGAAACGCCCCUGGCUGCGGCAGCAAAAGAGGAUCACAAAGAUAUUGCGUGUCUGCUCCUGGACAGAGUUGCCAUUGACCCAUCACAAUUUGGUCUACAUAAGAAUUGCCCCUGGCGGGUUGCUCUAAGGUCCGGCGCAACCAGGAUUGUACGAGUCUUCCUGGACCGAUUUGGCGAUGCCAUCGAUAUCAAUAAAGUCUUUGACUGGAACACAGCGCUGGGCGUGGUAGUCUCCACAGGCUUUACUCCACUGGUUCGAAUGCUCCUAGAUGUCCCAGGCAUUGAAGCUGAUAAGUCCUACGGCUGGACGCCGCUGGAAAAGGCUGUGCAAAGAGAAAAUACGGAAAUCGUUCGUCUGCUGCUACGAUUUGAGGUCGACCUUGUGUGCAGAAUAGGCGACGAAUCGCUCGCACAUAUAGCAUUGAGACAUGCCGACCCGACAAUCUUUCAGCUCCUCGUCGAAAAAGCUUUGGAGACCGACUCUAAUGUUUGGGAUCAGUGGAAGAAGCUCUACUACGCAUCCGAGGGACAAGAAUGGCUCGAGAUGCGAGUGCUGCGGAGUUAUUACAACAUCCCCAAAUUUCGAAGCGGGAAAAGGGAUGCUCUGCAACAAAUGCUGUGGAUAUCAGCGAAAGACGGCAAGGAUUCUGCUGUCGAAGAAAUUCUGUGUUAUGAAGAAGUCGACCCAAAUUACCGUGAAAGUGAUACCAGGCGCGUCGAGAUGAGGCAUAAAUUGAGACGCGGAUACAACUAUCAGAACUACCAACUUUCGCAGCAACCGGCUUUCAGAGGUUAUUUGUGCUCGGGUAAUUUUGCAGACACGACGACACCUCUCCUAGUUGCAGCUGAAUCGGGCCAUGAAAGGAUCUUCAGCAUGAUCUACGAGCACCCAAGGGCCGACCACUACGUUAAAAAUGGGCUGGGAAGAACUUGUCUUUGGUGGGCAGCCAGAAACAGCAGUAUGGAGAUUGUACAAAAGAUACUAGCUUGCUCAACUGACGGUGCACGGAUCAUCAACGUCCAGGAUGAGGAAGGUUGGGCACCGCUUCAUGUCGCCGUGAACGAUACUAAUGAGCCGAUAACAAAAUUGUUACUUGAACGCCCCGAGAUUGAUGUUAACGUAACCACUAAGCAAGGAUGGACAGCGUUGCACAUGGCCAUGGUCAGCUGCAGCCGAAAUUUGGCGAAUCUGCUGCUUGAUCAUCCUGGAAUCGACACAAGCCUCAGAAUAGACGACGGUCGGACUGCGUUUGAUCUCCAUGAGGGUUGUGAAUGUGCGAUAUCUUCUGAUAUAUCGCAACGGAUCGGAACCUAG
Clonostachys byssicola is the source of this 2247-nucleotide messenger RNA. The record is from the annotation of a GenBank genome assembly. Lineage: Eukaryota; Fungi; Ascomycota; Sordariomycetes; Hypocreales; Bionectriaceae.